Messenger RNA from Hydra vulgaris (swiftwater hydra), 1107 nucleotides. RefSeq names its product small ribosomal subunit protein mS22. Lineage: Eukaryota; Metazoa; Cnidaria; Hydrozoa; Anthoathecata; Hydridae. Gene Ontology annotation, cellular component: mitochondrial small ribosomal subunit. The record is from RefSeq and is a predicted model, not a curated record. Gene Ontology annotation, molecular function: structural constituent of ribosome.
CUUAACGGAAGCACAGCUGUUUAAUAAUAUGGCUAGUUCGCUUUGCUCACGUUGUUCGAGUGUGGUUAAAAAUGUUUUUGGUUCGAAUGGUUUUGGUAUUAAAAAAAUUAUUAUCAAAACUAGAUUUUAUAGCACUGAUUUUGAUGUUACUCGUGAUGUUUUUAAAUCAACAGCACCAGAUCAUAGAGGAGAAAAGAGCACUCUUUUUGAAAGGGAAGAUGUUCAAGACAUUUUAAAAAGGUUAACUGGUUUUGAUCUCAAUAUUAUAUUCAAACCUCAAAAAAACACUCUUGAGCUUCCAAAGUAUAAAGUUAUGACAGAAAAAGAGAUUAAAAUGGAAGAAGAAAAAGCUAUAGCAGAAGGAAAAAAACGUUUAAAAAUGCCUAAUGUUAUGAGUAAAAGAAAACCUAUAAAAACUCAACUCAGUAUUAAUUCUGAACUAAUUGAUAUGGAUGAAAAUGGCGCAAAUUAUUUGUUUACUGAUAUCAGUCCUUCCAAAGACAGAAAUAAUCGUGGAGUUCUUGUACGUGAAAAUGACACUGGUAUUUUGCGAGAAGGAAGCUGGGAUGAGCGUGAUAGAAUGGAGUUUAUGUACUGGCCUCAAGAAGGUCAACAUCAUGAAAUGUUUCCCAUGUUACAAGAUGAACAUUUACCAACUGUGUUUGAACAGAAGAGACAUUUAGAUGUUUUGGAUCUUAUUAAUCUUCAAUGUCCUCCUGAUGCUCCAGAUUAUAUCAGAGUCCAUGAAAGAGUAUACAAUGAUAUAGAAAAGCAUCAGUUGUAUGAUCUUUUGCAAUCAACACGUUAUUAUGGUGGAAUGGUUUUUUUCUUUGUGAAGAAUAACAAAUUUCAUACAUUCCUCAAUUUUCUUUUAGAAAAUGAAAGAAUACCUGAUGCCAUCGAUUUAAUUAAACUGUACUCGAUUAUACAUAAUGUUGCAUCAAAUUCUGAUGGAAUAAAUCUGUUGAAGGAAUAUUUAAAAGAUCACAAGUUAGUCGACUCGUUAAACUUGCUACUAAAAAAAACUGUUAAAAAAGAGGCCAUCUCAGCUUGAAGAAUUUUAUAUUUCAGUUUGUAUAUCUUUCAGAUCAUUGAUGGUUUUUCAAA